UAGGUCGUAAAAUUUACAAUCUAUUCAUUUCAUUGCCUGAGUUUCGUAACUUUCGUUUUGAUCACGUUGUUUCGCUUCCAGUCCUGUGUGGCAGUGUUUUACAGUUGAAAACUUGACAUCGUACCAAUAUUACAUCAUCACAAUUCGCUCCUGAGUCUGCUGUUUGGUGGACGGAAUACAGUAAUUUGAAGCUACGGCGAAGUUGAUUGAGACCUUGUAGCUGAAGCCGCUGCCACGCUAGGGAAGAUCGAAAUGGCCAGUCAGGAAUAUUUGGCUACCAGAUUAGCCGCCAAUGCGGAAUCUCCUCAGAAAUCUAACUGGGCCGAACUGUCAGAUCUAUAUGAGCGCCGCUUAUGGUAUCAGGUUUCCGUAAAACUGGGAGAAGUGUUGAGGAGUUCCGAUUUCAUACAAAGCGCAGGAGGUUAUGGCGAGCUCUACCGACGAUUUGUUCAAGAUUUGGAAUCGAGAAUUGGAGCUUAUAAACUAGCAGAAACCGCAACUUUUUUGUCUCCGCGGAUUUUCCCAGAUAAUUUGGAUGAGCAGAUUGCCUUUUUGGAAGGAACGAGGAAAAAAUUGAAGAAUGAUGUUGCGGCGGAUUGUAUUGUUCUUACUGCGAUCGGUACUGCGACUUUAAAAAAGGGAAAUGUCGCAGCCGUCAAGACCUUACUGGAAGAGACCGAGAAGAAACUACGCGGAAUUGAUAACGUCAGUUUAGCACAUCCGCAGUUUUAUGAACUGAGCAGCGAAUUCUACCGGCUGCAUGGAACAUAUGCCGAAUAUUUUCGGGAAGCGCUUAAAUAUUUGGGAUGUGUGGAUCUGGAAAAGUUGUCGUCUGAAGAGAAGCGUGGUCAAGCGGAGCGUUUGGCUAUCGCUGCCAUUUUGGGGGAUGAUAUUUACAGUUUUGGAGAACUCCUUGUUCAUCCGAUUAUCCAAGCUUUGCAAAAUCCCAAAUACGAAUGGCUGUUGAAAUCUUUGGAAGCCUUCAACUAUGGCGAUCAAAAGGCAUUUGAAGCACUGAAAGCCCAGUGGCUGCGACAGAUUGUAAAGUUUCUUCGUAAAAAUCCGGAAUCGACUAAGCUUCAGCCGCAAAUGACUGAAAAGUUGCAGCUUAUGGGCAUCGUAGAGAUGGGCUUCAAACGACCCCCUCACGAGCGGGAUCUCACUUUCAAGGAGAUUGCUGCUACCAGUAAUGUUCCUGUGGACCAGGUUGAAAUGUUGUUGAUGCGUGCUUUAUCUUUGAAACUUAUCCGCGGUGAUAUCGAUGAGAAGGCGCAGACAUUUUACAUGACGUGGGUUAAGCCCCGAGUGCUUAAUAUGGAGCAGAUCACGAAAUUAACGAAGAACUUAAAAGAUUGGUGCAACGAUGUGGAUGUUAUGGAGCGAUUGAUUCAGUUGAGGGGCCAUGAAAUGCUGGCUGCAGUUUAAUAUGUCGAAUGUUUUUUCUUUAUUAUACUAUCUUUCCUGUUAUUUGUUUUAUUUUCUCAUACGUAAUCCGUUGUAGUUAUCCGAAUACCCAGAUACUAGCAAAACAAAAUUGUCUCCACUU
This is a messenger RNA of Paramacrobiotus metropolitanus, 1546 nucleotides long. Its product is annotated as 26S proteasome non-ATPase regulatory subunit 13-like. Bases 253 to 1425 code for a protein of 390 amino acids. The transcript is spliced from 12 exons. Gene Ontology annotation, molecular function: structural molecule activity. NCBI's taxonomy places the organism in Eukaryota, Metazoa, Tardigrada, Eutardigrada, Parachela, Macrobiotidae. Gene Ontology annotation, biological process: ubiquitin-dependent protein catabolic process. Gene Ontology annotation, cellular component: proteasome regulatory particle, lid subcomplex; cytosol; nucleus. The record is from RefSeq and is a predicted model, not a curated record.